Aspergillus novofumigatus IBT 16806 is the source of this 1647-nucleotide messenger RNA. RefSeq names its product putative oxidative stress response protein Oxr1. The coding region runs from base 398 to 1450 and encodes 350 amino acids. The record is from RefSeq and is a predicted model, not a curated record. The transcript has 3 exons. Gene Ontology annotation, cellular component: nucleus. Gene Ontology annotation, biological process: response to oxidative stress. NCBI's taxonomy places the organism in Eukaryota, Fungi, Ascomycota, Eurotiomycetes, Eurotiales, Aspergillaceae.
CAUUGCUUGUUUGCCAUUCCUUGGGAUGUUUGUUUGUCCUUAACUGAGCGUGAAAAGCGAUCUGAAUUAAAUCCAGCAAUGUCUGAGGAAGACAGCAGCAUAUCUUAGAUGUUUAUCAUUUCUCGAGGCAGAUGGAAGCGAUAAGAAUUGGGAUCGACAACUGCGUCGUCGUCGUCGUCUUCUCCCCACAUUACUAUUAUUAAAGCCAUCAUCAUAAUCAUCCAUCACCAUCUCCGCUUGAGCUGUCUCACUUUCCCUUGUAUCUCUUUGUAUCCUCUCUUGAUUUCUUCUCCAUAGCUUUCUCCAUCUCAAUUGAACAGAGCUCUUGAUUCUCUUCUCCAUUCGUCUAGUCCUUUAGAUAACCCUCGCCUGCUGAAUCUCUUUUAUCGCCGUCCGCAUGUCGUCCCUCUCGCAGGGAGAUUCGCCCUCAUCGACUGCCACCCCAUCCUCGUCCUCAUCUAGUUCGGCAUCAGGAUCUCGCGCUCCAAAAGCAAACACUCCCUUCAAUCAAUCGGCCGCAUCUUACUUCUCCUACCCCGUCACACACGUCGUCUCAGGACUCUACCGCCGCUUAACAGACCCUAACAUCGCCAAAGCAUCGCGCAAAGACAGCAACAGUCCCAAUAGGAACAUGAACGCUAGAAACAACUACGCCACACCCACAACGUCCCCAGAUAUCUUCAUCCCUAUCCGCACCGCAUCACCCUUCCAACCACCACCCCUCACGCCACUAACCCUCACCCCCGGCCCUGGUAUCCCCCAACAACAACUCCUCACCCGUGCCCUCGCCGAAGAAAUUCGCCUGCUGGUCCCAGCCCGCCUCCAGCUCGUCGACACCUGGCGCCUAGCCUACAGCCUCGACCGCGACGGCGCCUCCCUCUCAACGCUUUACGAACACUGCCGCGAGUUCUCGCACCGCAGCCCGCGGGCGGGCUACGUGCUCAUCGUCCGCGACUCCUCCCCCGCCGGCGAGUGCUUCCUCUGGCGCGCGAGCGUCCUCCCCUCGCCGACGAACCUCCUGAAUAUCAACGGCCCGCAGUCCGAGGAAAUGCUCGAGCGCGCGGGCCUGCCCUUGCCCCCCAGUGCGGAUACAACGCAUGCGGGCCGCUCGACAACGCUACGUGGUGACUCGCGAGGUCACGGCGAUGGCCGUCUCGCGGCGCCGCGGACCAGUGGCGGGGCAGGGGCUGGGGCGGCGAGUGGUGCCAGCACGCCUGAGAGGAUCCGGUUCAAGGCCUUCCCUUAUAGCGGCGUAAACGAUUACAUGAUGUUCUGCGAGACCGGCUUCCUUAGCUUGGGUGGAGGGGACGGUCAUUACGGACUAUGGGUAGACUCGAGCUUGGAAAAAGGCGUCAGUGCCUCGUGUCAAACGUUCGGGAACGAGCCUUUGUCCGACGAAGGCGUCAAGUUCGACGUCCUCGGCGUGGAGGUGUGGUAUGUCGGGGCGUGAGUUCACGGGUCCCGGAUCUCUCUUACGCAUUUUCUUCCGUAUAAUACCCUGCUACGAUGCGUGCUGGCUCUCCAUCGUGCCAUAGUCCUGGUUGCAUUAUUUCCAUCUUGCAUCUUGCAUCUUAAUUGAAGAAACUUAAGGGAGUAGAAGAUGAAAGCUAGUAAGAUAGCUGAGCGCGAAAUCCAUGCUCCAAUGUG